CGCGGGGUUUGGUUGCACGCAGGCUGCAGUUUCAGUUUGUUUUAUUCACCAUUUUGAGUAGCUGAAGGUAAAAAAUAAGAAAAAUUGGAGAGCAAGUCGCUGUUUUGUUUUCAGCCGCAAGCCCGGACGCUGGAGUAGGACGUCGCCCUCACUCCCCUCGGUGUUUUGCAGAACGGAAAUUUAUUUGCUUUCUCGUGCUUUUUCUUCUUUCUUACAUCCCCAACCUCUACAGUAUUCCUGCAAAAUGUCAAGACCAGUGAGGAACAGAAAAGUGGUGAACUACUCACAAUUCAAUGAGUCUGACGGUGAAGAUGAGGAAUAUGGCGGUGACAAGCCUAAGAAGGUGCGCUCAGCCCCACGGGAGCCCAAGCACAAGCGCUCAAAGAACUCACAGGAAGAAAGUGAGGAUUCUGACGAUAAGCUUUCCAAAGACAAAAAUGAUUCUGCCGAGGAUUUUGGCAGCGAGGAGGAAGAUAACGACUUUGGAGAGGAAGAGGAGGAUGAGGAUGGAGGAAGUGACUAUGAAGAAAAAAAAGGGAAAAAGGGGAAGAAACCAAAACCGGAGAAAGUCAGCAAGAGGACCCCUAAGAGGAAACGAGCCGCCGCAGAUGACAGUGACGAUGACCGGGAUGUGAGUCGAAAGCGUACAGUGCGCCAGGCCGCCUCCAAGGCAGUGUCAAAACAGAGGGAGAUCCUCCUGGGAGAUGGCGGCAGUGAGGACGAGGAGCAUGAAGAACAAGAGGAAUCUUAUCUGGACCAGGAUGAGUCGGGCAGUGAUGAAGACUUUAUGGUGGAGGAUGAUGAUGACAGCGACUAUGGUCACUCAAAAAAGAAGGGCAAGAAGGUCAUUCGACAGGGACGGACAAACAGAAAGGAAAAGAAAUCCCCCAAACCCAGGCUAAAGGCAACAGUGACCCCGAGUCCAGCUAAAGGCAAGGGAAAGGGUCGUCCAAGCACCAAGGCUCUAGAGAAGAGCUCGCCCAAAGAGGAGGAAGAGGAGGAGCCUGAAAGCCCAGUGGAGGAGGAGGAGGAAGAAGCAGAGAAGAAGGAAAGCUCCCCUGCUCCCAAGAAGACGAAGGAGACCACUGGAGGAGAGGAGGAGGAGGAAGAGGAAGGGGAGGGAGAGGAGGAGGAGGAUGGCUCAGAGGAGGAGGCACCCUCUGGAGAAGACUAGAACAUGCGUCUUCUCCACUUUCUCUUCUGUUGCUCUGCAUUUAGAGUUUUAUUUUGUUUUUGUUUGUUUUGUUUUUUUUUCUUCUGCUGGUGGCCUGGCGCAAUGGUUUGGACUUCUUACUUUUUUGUUUGUCAGCUUGUUGUCAGUGCACCACAGUUGCCCAGCCAGGGAUCAUUCAGGAUCCUUCAGAAACGUGCUCAUACCCUGAGGUGAGGAGACACUACAUUUAAAUUUUUCCCCCAAGUCUAAUAAGUGAGCAUCCGUCCUGUUAUUUCAUCUAAUCAAGUUUUUACUUGUUAAACUGGUUAUUUGUGAUUAGCGAAGCCCACAGCACUGCAUGCUAUUUUUCUAUUUCUGUUUUUAACUUAACAUCACGUUUUAACAGAAAAACUUAUCUUUCAAACUAUUUGAGUUUGUGUUUUUGCCCUCCUUUUAAAUAAUCAUCAUGUGUGUUCUUGUUCCAUGGGUGUACCACAUACGAAAUGUUUCAAGAUGUAUUCUAUUGGGAAGGUGUGUUCAUACUUAAACAACUAACCUUCACUCGUUUAUGUGCUUCUUUAAAACUUAUGUAGCUGCUCUUUGUAAAACGGUUCAAGUUUUGGCCUUUUGAACUAACGUAAGCUUAUACUGGGCUUUUAAACGAUGUAUCAGGCUACUGUAAUCACCCUUCAUCUCAUGUGGCAUCUUAGCAAUCAACUCGUUGUGCCAGGUGACCCUUUUUUUUCUUUUUUUUUUUUUUCCUUUCUUUUUUUUUUCUUUUUACCUAUUUUGGUAAGUGCAAGUAAGAGAUGUGACUUUCUUUUAUUUUAUUUUUUGUUUUUUUUAGUCCAAAAUGAUUGUCAUUUUCUCCUGUUCAUUGUUCUAAUUCUCUAUUCAGAUUUUUUUUGUAAUGUUUGUUUUUUAAGAAAAGAAAUAAAAUGUAUCUUGAUUUUAAAGAAAAAGAA
This is a messenger RNA of Boleophthalmus pectinirostris (great blue-spotted mudskipper), 2118 nucleotides long. It is a transcript of the gene nucks1a, whose product is annotated as nuclear casein kinase and cyclin-dependent kinase substrate 1a. The record is from RefSeq and is a predicted model, not a curated record. Gene Ontology annotation, molecular function: double-stranded DNA binding; single-stranded DNA binding. Gene Ontology annotation, cellular component: cytoplasm. The transcript is spliced from 8 exons. Gene Ontology annotation, biological process: double-strand break repair via homologous recombination; interstrand cross-link repair. NCBI's taxonomy places the organism in Eukaryota, Metazoa, Chordata, Actinopteri, Gobiiformes, Gobiidae. Bases 245 to 1174 code for a protein of 309 amino acids.